Messenger RNA from Trichoderma atroviride IMI 206040, 919 nucleotides. The record is from RefSeq and is a predicted model, not a curated record. NCBI's taxonomy places the organism in Eukaryota, Fungi, Ascomycota, Sordariomycetes, Hypocreales, Hypocreaceae.
ACAGCCUCUGUGCAAAGUAUCGACCAUGCCUAUGAUAUUUUCAGAGCACAUGGAACAGUACGACCUCGAAACCGUGUUUCCUCAACCUGGACCCUUUGCCAUCAUGCGCAGCGAAGAGGUCGAUGUCGUCGCCGUUCACGGCCUCAAUAUUGAGGCUCGCUAUCUUGUUCACAGAGACACCUGGUCCUACCGGGGCAAAGUUUGGCCCAGAGAUAUUCUUCCUAGCUGCUUCGACAAACAAUGCCGCGUCAUGCUCUUCUCCUACAACGACGGUCUUUCUGUUAACGACGAAGACACGAAUUUCACCAAGCAUGCUGACCGCCUUCUCCGCCUUCUCAUGGAGAAGCGAAGGGAUGACCCUACAAGACCACUGGUAUUCAUUUGCCAUGAUGUAGGCGGACUUAUUGUCAAGGAGGCCCUUGCCAAGGCUCACUUGGAUAAGUCGGGCACCAUCAUCUCCAUCGAUCAGUUUACUCGACUCCUAGUCUUCUUCAACACUCCCCAUCAUAACGUUGCCAAGUCUGUGCGCAACAUUGCCAGUGCUGCCGUCCGUCCCACUCCUCCCCAUGUCUUGGACAUGCUCGACAAGGCCUGCAACGAGCACGUAGAGCGUAUCGCGCCUCUUGAGGCGCGAGGACGUCUUUACCGCAGACGCCUCGUCAUCAAUUUCCAUGGAUGCAACUGGUACCGUGGGAAGCGACUUCUGGUCGAGAAGGAGGAUUCCAUGUGCAACGUCAGACACGAAUACUGGGAGAAGCACUUCACCAUUUACGGUGACCACACUUCCAUUUGCAGGUUUCCAAACAGCGACGACGUCACUUGCGAAACCGUGCUGAAGACGAUUGGCCUCAAUACCUUUCUUGCUAUGCGUAUGUAUCCUGUUUCCGACAUUCUCAAUAGACCGAGGUUCCGUCUCUAA